Leptosia nina is the source of this 228-nucleotide messenger RNA. The record is from the annotation of a GenBank genome assembly. Lineage: Eukaryota; Metazoa; Arthropoda; Insecta; Lepidoptera; Pieridae.
AUGUCUACUCUUGAAAUGCACCAUGGUACAUUUCUUGAACUUGCGCUAACCGUUCCACACCUAGCUAACGCAAAUUCCCCGAGCUCGCACUGCGGUUUGAGCCCAGUUACAUCAGUUACCGCAGAACUGACAUCCAGGAUGUGCACACAGCUAAACAUCCCUACAAAACUCCAGGAUGUGCACACAGCUAAACAUCCAUACAAAACUCCAGGAUGUGCACACAGCUAA